Molecule: messenger RNA, 1965 nt
Organism: Spinacia oleracea (spinach)
Lineage: Eukaryota; Viridiplantae; Streptophyta; Magnoliopsida; Caryophyllales; Amaranthaceae
Exons: 13
Coding region: 310-1623 (437 amino acids)
Biological process (GO): tRNA methylation
Cellular component (GO): nucleus; tRNA (m1A) methyltransferase complex
Source: RefSeq, a predicted model, not a curated record
AAAACCCCAACUGUUAAACCUGAGGCCGAGCCGAAGCUCAUACUCUUCCUCAGCCAACCUCUCUUUUGCGCUCCUUUCUAUCUCGCCGCCAAUCACCACCACCCUCGCCGCCCGUCACCACCUCUGUCGCCGCCUCAUCGUCGUUUUCAUCUCUAUUUCCCUUACAUACCGUUAUACCAGAGGGUUUAACCCAACAUUCCAGAAUUAUAUUUCACUAAUUGAUAAUCCCUCUCCUUAACUUUGAAGCACGAAUCCCUAGUUUUUGCAUCAGUGUCAAAAAUCCAGCAAGAAGAAGCUGAAUUAAUUACAAUGGGGGACUCAAAUCAAAGCUCACGAUUGACAUGGGAAGGUUGCAGUGUGUUGCUUGACAUUAACGAUGGCGAACGUCUUGUUUUCGCUCGCCUUUCUCCCGCCGCGACUUUAAAGAUUGGCAAGAAAAACUGUUCUUUGCAGCCAAUUGUUGGUUGCCCUUUUGGUUCAUCAUUUCGUGUCGAAGAUGGGAAAGAUGGCCCAUAUUUAUCUCUUGUUGUAGCUACUGAAGGAGGUAAUAUUCAGGAUGAAGAGAAUGUGACAUGUGAAGAAUUGAAAGAUAAUAGAGCAUUAGUUGAUAACAAUACUGCUCAAAGUCUAACUGGAGAUGACAUAGAUGAGAUGCGAAGACAAGGUGUAACAGGCGACCAAAUAGUGGAAGCUUUGAUUGCCAAUAGCACAACUUUUGAGAAGAAGACAUCUUUCUCACAGGAGAAGUAUAGGCUUCGUAAGCAAAAGAAAUAUGCUCCCAGGGUACUUGUUAGGCGUCCUUUUGUUCGCAGCAUAUGUGACGCAUACUUCAGAAAAUAUCCUGAUAGAAUUGGUUGUUUGCGAUCAGAUUCUUUAGCUCUUCUUCUUUCAAUGGCCAAUGUUGCUGCAUACUCAGAUGUCCUGGUGGUAGAUAUGGUCGGUGGGAUUGUUACUGGAGCUGUGGCAGAACGUUUAGGAGGUACUGGCUAUGUUUGCAACAUGCAUCUGGGUGUUACACCUCAUUCUAUGGAGAUAGUAAGGAUCUUCAAUUUCAGUAAUGACAUAUGCAAACGAAUAGUUCGUUGUUGUCUCAAUGACCUAUGCCCUGGUCAAAAUGGAAGCCAUGCACAGAUCCAGAACAUGGAAAGUGAAUCAGUGAACCAACUAGAUGUCAUGGAAGGGGGCAUUUCUGUAAAGGAAAAUAGGACAACAGUUGAUGCUUCCAACAAAACAGCUAAACGGGACCCCACGACUAACAAAGCAAUUAAAGCAGGAGAAGUGGCUUCAGAAGAGCUUAUUGGUUUGUGGAAAGAACGCGGUUUCUCUAGCUUAAUAGUUGCCGCACCUGAUCUGGAUGUAUGGAGCAUAAUGCAAAAGCUACUACCUCAUUUGGCAUACUCAGCCCCUUUUGCAAUUUAUCACCAAUAUCUCCAGCCACUUGCAGAAUGCAUGCACAAUUUACAAAGAGAGAAAAUAGCAAUUGGAUUGCAAAUCUCAGAACCCUGGCUCCGAGAAUAUCAGGUACUUCCAUCGAGAACUCAUCCGCGUAUGCAGAUGAGUGCAUUUGGUGGAUAUAUUCUCAGUGGGACUGUGAUCUGCACGAGUGAAUCUGAUGUUCAAUAAUCCCAUCUACGUGGGGGUGACAUUUUAGAUAGAUGAUAGUGUUGUCUUACCUCCUAAGCCACUGCUUAGGCGGUGCUCUGCUUCCUGUUUCUUUUUAUUUUUUAAUCACUUUCUUUUAAAGGAUGUAUAUUAAAAUUUUGACAUUUGCAAUCAAUUGUUUAAGUAUGAAGUUUGUGAUAAAAUUAGAAUUUAGGUAGCCACUGAAAAAUCUGUUCUAUGUGAUAGUGAAAUACCAAUCGUAUGAGGCUAAAAUUAUUUUGGAGGAACUAGGUUCUCAAGCUUUACUUUUGGAUAUGUAUAUCAAAAUAUAAUGCUUUUAUAAAAUUGAGGAAUUAAAUUCUA